CGAACUUCCAUUUUGGGUAAAGAAAAUCCCGAAGACGGUGAUCAGAUGUAUAGUCUGAAAAUUUGUCUUCUCCAUCGCAUUCUUGUUUAGGAUAUGGGUCAUCACUGAGAGAUGACUAUAUAAGGACGGUCCCAAUGGACCACACAAUUGCACGCAUACCUUCUUCAAAUCUCCCCUUGCCAACCACCGAGUGUAUACUGUCGAUUCUACCACUUGCCGCGCCCCAAACUUGACAACGUUGCCUUGGAUUGAUCCAAAAUGAGUGCAAAUGAAAAGGUCUACCGUGCAUACCCGAGCGGGCCACCAACGUAUCAACAAGCCAAUUCGGAAGAGUCGCGACAGAUCACCCAGAAUCCGGAUUGGAAUUAUUCACUUUUGGAAUGCUGCUCGCCAUGUUCACUCUGCUUUAUGAGUUCCUGUCUUCCUUGUCUUACCUUUGGCAAAACUCAGGCCAGGCUUCAGGAUCCGACUCUACAGAACUAUAGUAGCAUUAACGCGGAUUGCAUGAUUUUCGGUGCCCUAUCCCUCGGAUACCUCCAAUGGAUCAUCCAGACAAUUCGACGUGGCGAGAUGCGAGAGAGGCUUGGAGUCAAGGGCUCCUGCUGCGGAGACUGCUGUGCCACAUUCUGGUGCGGAUGCUGUGCAUUGGUACAGGAGGAGAAGGAGGUCGAGUUACGAACAAGGCCUGAGCUUACUGGUUACCAGCCUGCACCGCAGAUGGCAUACCCUUAGUAUCUGGAGGAACGGUUGGUUAUGGGGGAAGUAAGUAUUAGGUCUCAGCAUGGUCGGAUAGUACACAUUGUACUGCCUGUUAUGUUUCUUUUCUGCCCGGUCACUUUUCAGAUGCACUAUGUCGAUUUUCCUUUGUUAAUGUCUAUCUUUUCUAUUUUCCUUUUUGUUUUCUAUUCUUUCUUUCUCUUUCUUCUUUUUUCUCUGAAUACUCAAGUGUACAGUUUCAGGAUAUACUCCCAUGUAUAUAAGUGCCUUAGCAAAUUAUAGAGCCUCUUACUUAUUAUUCCAG
Paecilomyces variotii is the source of this 1021-nucleotide messenger RNA. Its product is annotated as PLAC8 family-domain-containing protein. The record is from RefSeq and is a predicted model, not a curated record. The coding region runs from base 259 to 732 and encodes 157 amino acids. Lineage: Eukaryota; Fungi; Ascomycota; Eurotiomycetes; Eurotiales; Thermoascaceae. The transcript is spliced from 3 exons.